GCCCCCCGAGAGUUCUCGCGCUUCCUUUGCCCGCAAGAUGGCGGCUGCAGCGGGGGCGCCCGGCGCCUCACCGAGCGGCGUGAUGCCGUCUCCGUCGCCUCCAGCUGCUUCUUCCCCGACCGCCCCCUCGAUAGCUCCUGCGCCUGCCAUCCUUACUCCUCCGGCCGCGCCGCCGCCGCCGCCUCCCUCGUUGGCGGCGCCUUUUCCUGGCGGCCGCGCGGUUCGGUUGCACCCGGUGGUGCUGGCCUCCAUCGUGGACAGCUUUGAGAGGCGCAACGAGGGUGCGGCGCGCGUCAUCGGCACUUUGCUCGGUACAGUUGACAAACAUUCUGUAGAAGUCACCAACUGCUUCUCAGUGCCUCAUAAUGAAUCAGAAGAUGAGGUUGCAGUGGACAUGGAAUUUGCCAAGAAUAUGUAUGAACUGCACAAAAAAGUGUCUCCAAGUGAGAUUAUUCUGGGAUGGUAUGCAACCGGACAUGACAUCACAGAACACUCUGUUUUGAUCCAUGAAUAUUACAGUCGGGAAGCUCACAAUCCAAUUCACCUCACUGUGGACACCAGUUUACAAAAUGGACGUAUGAGCAUUAAGGCAUAUGUCAGCACUGCAAUGGGAGUUCCUGGUAAGACUAUGGGGGUAAUGUUUACUCCUCUCACUGUGAAGUAUGCCUACUAUGAUACAGAACGAAUAGGUGUUGAUCUCAUCAUGAAGACUUGCUUCAGCCCAAAUCGAGUGAUUAGUUUGUCAAGUGACCUUCAGCAAGUGGGGACAGCUUCUGCUCAGAUUCAGGAUACCCUGAGCACAGUACUGCAGUAUGCAGAAGAUGUGCUGUCUGGGAAAGUGGCUGCUGACAACACUGUUGGUCGCUUCCUGAUGGAUCUUAUUAACCAAGUUCCAAAGAUUUCACCAGAGGACUUUGAGACUAUGUUGAACAGCAAUAUCAAUGACCUGCUGAUGGUAACCUAUUUGGCAAAUCUCACCCAGUCGCAGAUUGCACUCAAUGAAAAAAUCCUAAACCUGUAAUGAAAUCUUAAACAUCUAUUAACAAGACACCCUGAAGAAACAGUGGAACUGCUUUGCACAGUCCAGAGUCUAUAAUUGGAUUCUAACUUCUGAAAUGACUGCUGGACUAAUCUUCCUCAUCAUUCUUUAUCUUCCUCCAAGUAUGGUCAGAAAGAUCAUUAAAAAUGAUCAAAAAAUUCCUAAGC
Candoia aspera is the source of this 1206-nucleotide messenger RNA. RefSeq names its product eukaryotic translation initiation factor 3 subunit F (gene EIF3F). The record is from RefSeq and is a predicted model, not a curated record. Gene Ontology annotation, biological process: translational initiation. The transcript has 8 exons. Gene Ontology annotation, cellular component: eukaryotic translation initiation factor 3 complex, eIF3m. NCBI's taxonomy places the organism in Eukaryota, Metazoa, Chordata, Lepidosauria, Squamata, Candoiidae. Bases 38 to 1021 code for a protein of 327 amino acids. Gene Ontology annotation, molecular function: translation initiation factor activity; translation initiation factor binding; metallopeptidase activity.